GGGCCGCUGAUUGGCCGGCGAUGAGCGAGGAUUCCGAUUCAAACGCGGGCGGGAGGGCCCGCAGCUCCGCAGUUCAGCGCUGUGCGUCUCCGCUCUGCCUUCCCCCGCCGCCAGCCCCAUGGCCUCCCAGAACCGCGACCCAGCCGCAGCCAGCGUCGCCGCCGUGCGCAAAGGAGCCGAGCCCAGCGGGGGCGCCGCUCGGGGCCCUGUGGGCAAGAGGCUACAACAGGAACUGAUGACCCUCAUGAUGUCUGGUGAUAAAGGAAUUUCUGCUUUCCCUGAAUCAGACAACCUUUUCAAAUGGGUAGGGACCAUCCAUGGAGCAGCUGGCACAGUUUAUGAAGAUCUGAGGUAUAAACUCUCCCUAGAGUUCCCCAGUGGCUACCCUUACAACGCACCCACAGUGAAGUUUCUCACACCCUGCUAUCAUCCCAACGUGGACACACAGGGCAACAUCUGCCUGGACAUCCUCAAGGAUAAAUGGUCUGCCUUGUAUGACGUCAGGACCAUCUUGCUCUCUAUCCAGAGCCUGUUAGGAGAACCCAACAUUGAUAGCCCUUUGAACACACAUGCGGCUGAGCUCUGGAAAAACCCCACAGCUUUUAAGAAGCACCUUCAGGAAACCUACUCAAAGCAGGUCUCCAGUCAGGACCCCUGACCGAAGCUGUGCAGCCUCUUCUGUGAUGUCUUUCAUUUUUGUCCUUAAUGGUCUGUCCUUUCCUUGAUCCGUACCUUGAACUGUGGUGUUAUUUUUGUUUUAUUUCUGUUUUUUAAAUUAAGUCUGUUUGAGCCCUUACAAUGUAUAUUAAAUAAAUACAUGUUGAUUGUUUUUGUA
Nannospalax galili (Upper Galilee mountains blind mole rat) is the source of this 835-nucleotide messenger RNA. RefSeq names its product ubiquitin conjugating enzyme E2 C (gene Ube2c). NCBI's taxonomy places the organism in Eukaryota, Metazoa, Chordata, Mammalia, Rodentia, Spalacidae. The transcript is spliced from 6 exons. The coding region runs from base 119 to 658 and encodes 179 amino acids. The record is from RefSeq and is a predicted model, not a curated record.